AUGCUAGCUUUGUUUGAGACACAUGCGGGGGGUGAUCGUGCUAAUCGGAUUUGCCAAGGGUUGGGGUUUGAGAACUCCUUUCGGGUUGAUGCUGUAGGGCAGAGUGGAGGCCUAUGGUUGUUGUGGCGAACCGGUGUAGGGACUGUGACAAUUGUGGCUACAUCGGAUCAAUUUAUUCAUGCGACAGUCACUAAUGGCACAGAAAAGAUCCACGUUAUAGCGGUGUAUGCUGCCCCGUCGUUGUGCCCAGAAGCAAAAGGGGAUCCAAGUAAGCGACCCUUUGGGUUUGAAGCGGCCUGGUUACACCCCCCGGGCUUUAAAGACCUGCUUUCCACUUCUUGGAAUAAUGAGUUGGCAACACCAGAAGCUCUGCAAAUGUUACAAAGUAAGCUGAAAAAAUGGAACCGAGAAAUUUUUGGUGAUGUGAACAAGCGAAAGUUUCAUUUGCUGGAAGAGUUAAAAGUGGUCCAAGAUAUGUUAAACUCUACUCAGACUGAUGAUUUAAUUUCCAAGGAAGAGCAGUUAAGUCCAGAGUUGGAUGUCGUCUUGGAACAAGAAGAAAUGAUUUGGUUCCAGAAAUCUAGAGAGAAAUGGAUAGUAGUGGGCGAUAGAAAUACGACUUAUUUCCAUACAUCAACUAUUGUUCGAAGAAGAAGGAAUCAUAUAGAAAUGCUCAAGAAAGAUGAUGGGGUUUGGGUUUCGGAUAGUUCAGAGUUUGAGACAUUGGCAGUGGGCUAUUAUAAGAAACUCUACUCUAUGGAGGACGUGGACCAAGGUGGUGAGCCGUUACCGCAGGAAAUGGUGGGUGAUUCGGCUAUCCGUUUCGUGUAUAAUUUCUUUCAGUCGAAUGAGCUACCUUGUGGGGCAAAUGAAGCGUUGUUGGUCCUUAUAGAAAAUGUUGAAAGACCGGAGCGGAUUAUGCAGUUUAGACCGAUAAGUUUAUGUAAUGUUCUGUUCAAAGUCAUUACUAAAGUUAUGGUUCUAAGGUUAAAGAAGUUGAUGAAUAAAUUAAUUGGUCCAGCGCAGACGAGUUUUAUUCUAGGGAGGCUUGGUCACGAUAACAUUGUUGUGGUCCAAGAGGAUGUUCAUUCAAUGAGACACAAGAAAGGACGUAAAGGUUGGAUGCUGCUGAAAUUGGAUCUUGAGAAAGCCUAUGACCGCAUUCGAUGGGAUUUUCUUGAAGAAACGCUUCGUGUGGCGGGAUUACCCGCAAGGGACCGGACCGAACCUUUCAAAGCGGAGAGAGGGUUGCGCCAAGGAGACCCACUUUCGCCAUACCUGUUUGUGCUCUGUCUUGAGCGUUUGUGCCAUCAAAUAGAGUUCUCAGUUGCCUCCAAGGCAUGGAAACCAAUUACUAUAGCCUGUGGAGGUCCAAAGCUCUCCCAUGUGUGUUUUGCAGACGAUUUAAUACUCUUUGCAGAGGCAUCAUUUGGACAAAUACGAGAUAUAAGGAAGGUUUUAGAACAGUUCUGUCUUGCUUCGGGGCAGAAAGUGAGCCUUGAAAAAUCUAAGAUAUUCUUCUCGGAUAAUGUUGGGAGAGAGUUAGCCACCAUGAUCAGUGAGGAAAGCGGUAUUAAGGCUACUGGGGAUUUGGGGAAGUAUCUGGGGACGUUUCUUGAGUUUGGCAGGAAGAGUGCAUUGACGAAAGUUGUGUUGACAUCUAUCCCGGUUCACUCUAUGAGCACAAUUGCAUUGCCAGCUAGCACAUUGGAUAGACUGGAUCAGAUCUCGAGAUCCUUCUUAUGGGGAAGUACAUAUGCAAAAAAAAAAGCAACAGCUUCUGGCAUGGCAUCAGGCUUAAGUUGGGUUGUUGGUGAUGGUCGUGACAUCAAAUUUUGGAGUGAUCAAUGGAUGAUGGGGGAGCCUCUCAUUGGUUUGAGUACCGGUCAGCUCCCUGGAGAUGCUAUGCGGUUGAUGCUGGGAGCCUUAGUGGUAGAUUCGAUCACGAGUGCCAAAGAUCGUAUAUCAUGGGGAGAGUGUUCUGAUGGUUUGUUUACUGUUCGAUCGGCUUAUGAUCUCCUAACUAGGGAUCCUGCUCCGAAACAGAACAUGAGGAGGUGUCUCCCACUAAGUGAUUAUAACAAACUGGAGAGGCAUCGACGGCAUCUGAGUGACACCGCAGUUUAUUCGGUGUGUAAUCAAGGAUAUGAGACUAUUUUGCAUGCUUUACGCGACUGUCCAGCCAUUGCAGAAGAUGAGAUAGAUGGGACUCCAUGGGCGACGAGAUUUGCUAUGUGUGUCUGGUGGGGUUGGAAAUGGCGAUGUGGGAAUGUUUUUGAUUCGUGUGGUAAAUGUCGGGACCAGGUGUUAUUUAUUAAAAACAUUGCUCGGGAAGUAUAUGUGGCACAUGUGACUACUCGAAGGAACCAGGUUGUUGUGAGGGAGGAGCGUUUGAUCAAGUGGCUCCGUCCGAGUGCAGGGUGGAUCAAAUUAAACACAGAUGGUGCCUCUAGAGGGAAUCCCGGUUUGGCCACUGCUGGUGGUUUACUUCGGGAUGAGGAUGGUCAGUGGUGUGGUGGGUUUGUUUUGAACAUUGGAAUAUGUUCUGCACCUUUAGCAGGGUUGUGGGGUGUGUACUAUGGACUGUAUAUUGCCUGGGAAUGUCGAGUAACAAGAUGGAUUAGCGAACUAUACGUUCACUUUGCCGUUAGGUUUUCAGAUUCUCAACGCUCCGCCGAAGCCGGUGAAGUCGAUUGA
Molecule: messenger RNA, 2697 nt
Organism: Camelina sativa (false flax)
Lineage: Eukaryota; Viridiplantae; Streptophyta; Magnoliopsida; Brassicales; Brassicaceae
Source: RefSeq, a predicted model, not a curated record